Messenger RNA from Saimiri boliviensis boliviensis (Bolivian squirrel monkey), 1079 nucleotides. It is a transcript of the gene SSMEM1, whose product is annotated as serine rich single-pass membrane protein 1. The record is from RefSeq and is a predicted model, not a curated record. Lineage: Eukaryota; Metazoa; Chordata; Mammalia; Primates; Cebidae.
CUUUAUCCCUUUGAACAUGGUUUAUUUUCUGAGCAAGAAGCCACCAUGGGAGACCUUUUUUCCUUAUUUUGGGAGGUAGAUCCUCCCCCCAUACCUUUAAGUUUUGCCAUUCCAAGUCGGGAUUAUGAAUGCCGGAAGGAUGACUCUUGUGGGACCAUAGGGAGCUUCCUGCUCUGGUAUUUUGUCAUCAUAUUUGUCCUGAUGUUCUUCUCUAGGGCUUCUGUCUGGAUGUCUGAGGAUAAAAAGGAUGAGGACAGUGAGACAAGUGCUUCAGUAAGGAAAGCAGGCAAAGAGACUUCCUAUCAGUGGCAAAGCAAAGAUGGUGCCUGGGAUUCCUCACAAACAAUGAAGAAACCAAAGCAGAACCAACUUACUCCUGUAACCAACUCAGAAGUGGCUUUGGUCAGUGCCUAUCUUGAACAAAGACGAGCCAGGUGCCAGUCUCAGUUCAAUGAGGUGAACCAGGACCAACAUGACAGUGAUACUACGGAGUGUGGCAGUGAAGAAUCUAACUCAGGAGCCUCCUCGUGGAAGGAGAGUGAAAGUGAACGCCACCCAUCACCAGACAGUAUUAAGCGGAGAAAAAUGGCUCAGAGGCACAAGAACCUGGGAAGUUACCAAAUGGGAGAAAGGCCCUGCCUCCAUUGCAAAGCCAUGAGAACCAAUGAAUGGUUGGUGCACCAUUUCCUACACAAGGCUUCAGUAGCAGCCUCAGUGAAAGGAGACAGUCAAGAGGAAAGUUCCACACCUGACAUUCAUAAAAUUCAGUAAAAUUUGAAUUUUAUUACAUUCUUCUCUUACUUGAAGCCAAAUGAAAGAGAUGAAUAAAACAUGAAAAAUCGCCAGAGCUCUAGGUGAGGAGACUUUUGCAGCAAAGUCUCUCUAACAAACAAAAACAUACUUGGAACCCAAGAGGUAAAAUCUUACACAAUUCUUUGUUCCAAAAAAAAAAAAAAAAAAAAAAAAGCCAUCAAAUGUGUUUAUGGCACCAUUGGAACACCGAAGAUCUGUAUCCACUAUGUUUUUUUCAUUUGAAACAGCACAAGACAGAUAUUUUAUGCCUUGAGUGUAUAUAUUUU